AUGUACUUGAGAUGCUCAGGAGGCGUGGCUGGAGAGGAGGCAGAGGGGGAUCUCGCAAACAUCUCGGGACCUCCAUCAGAUCAAGAGACCGAUGAAAACGCCACAUCAACAUCCGAGGCUGGGAUGACUUCCGAUAGCCGAAAAGGCUUCAAAGCCGCACACCAAAGCCAUGAUUUCGGCGAAGACAAGCUUGAAGUCCUCCGAAGCGGAAAUGAAAGCCACGUUGAAGACGAAGAAACAAAUUCCUUCAUGGCUUCAGAACGGCCUACAGAUGGGUCUGCAAGUUCGAAAAAGUCCGCAAGAUCUCUGAUUUCACACGAAACGGGGAAGCAGCAACAAGAACAAGAAGAUUGCGGAAUUUCUUUGUCUCACGGACAUGUUGUGGCCAUGGCCAGGAGUUCGACAGGCACUGGAUCCUCGAUGGAUACAGCGGACAGAGAGAUCGCAUCGAAAGUUGAGAGGAUCAAGCAAAGGCUACGUGAAAUUCCAAUGGCUCAAAAAGAGCCGGCUGACUCCAUCCUCCUUGCUACUGCGGAAGAACCUUUGGGCGCUGGUGCGAGUUCAAGCAGCCUGGCUAUCUCCGCAACCCCUCAGAGACUCUUCAAGCUGCGCAAGAACUUCGACGUAUCUCGCAAUCGUGAAGGGUCGAAUUGGUUCCGCAGCCCGCGUGGUUCCAAGACCCUUCCUCGAAACUUUGUAACCCCCGAAGGCCUCCAGAGUUUAGCAUCAUCUUCCACUGCAAACAUGGAAUCAUCGGAAGACUGCCCUCACGCGAUGCACUACACCAGCUUCGGUGAUCGUGCUUCGGUGUCGCGGUCAGCGUCCUUGCGAAUGAGGAAUUCUAGACUACCUCCAGCCUACAUCCAACCAGCUGAGCUAGAUCCUAUCAAAGCGGAUGACAGGGUCCCAGACUCGAGAAGGCUGGGGGAUCAUUCUGCUGGAGACCCUCAGGAUUCAGCAUCACCAAUCGAUUUGGCGGAAACAGCUUCUUCCACUCCGGAACGCGACUCCGUGAUUUACGCUAGAACACUACCAGAGACUGUGAUCUUCGAUGAGUGGUGA
Molecule: messenger RNA, 1062 nt
Organism: Ascochyta rabiei
Lineage: Eukaryota; Fungi; Ascomycota; Dothideomycetes; Pleosporales; Didymellaceae
Exons: 2
Coding region: 1-1062 (353 amino acids)
Source: RefSeq, a predicted model, not a curated record